Orussus abietinus is the source of this 1315-nucleotide messenger RNA. RefSeq names its product spermidine synthase (gene SpdS). Bases 405 to 1271 code for a protein of 288 amino acids. Gene Ontology annotation, molecular function: spermidine synthase activity. Lineage: Eukaryota; Metazoa; Arthropoda; Insecta; Hymenoptera; Orussidae. The record is from RefSeq and is a predicted model, not a curated record. Gene Ontology annotation, biological process: spermidine biosynthetic process. Gene Ontology annotation, cellular component: cytosol. The transcript has 6 exons.
UCUAGUCUCUCAUCGGAAACGCGCCGAAAUAAUCGCCUCGAGCUCCGAAACGACUUUCAGUUUCUUCGCUACUAUCGGAGGCCUCGCGACAAGGAAAAGUCCUGUAAACAUUCCAGGAUAGACCCGAGUCCAUGAAGUCGAAGAUCCAUCCCCAGGAAACUCUCCAUCGCUGGAAGAGGAACGGCAUCUAGAGGGAGCGGAUCAUUCCCGAGGGAUAACAGGAGAGCGGAUUAAUUCGAGUUCCCUGAGUGCAGGUUCGUCGCCACCGCUCGACCCGGUAGACGGGAAUAAAUUACGCGGUAGCCGUAAAACAUGUUUGACCGCACUAUAAAUGAAGGCCUCUUCUUCCUUUUCCUCGUCCAGACGCACUUGGUGUCGGCUUUCGGUCGCGGCGAGACCAGGAAAUGGAUUUCCUCAAGCCAGGAUGGUUCACCGAGGUCAGCGAUUUCUGGCCAGGAACGGCGCUCUCCCUCGAGGUGAAGAGGGUCCUCCACCAUGAAAAGUCGGCCUUCCAGGACGUCCUGGUCCUCGACACGAAGUCUCACGGCAGAGUCCUGGUGCUCGACGGGCUGAUCCAGUGCACGGAGAACGACGAGUGCAGCUACCAGGAGGCGAUAGCCUUUCUUCCACUUUGCAGUCACCCUGAGCCGAAGAGUGUCCUGAUAGUAGGAGGAGGCGAUGGCGGAGUCGCUCGGGAAGUCGCUAAGCACCCUGACGUAGAAAAAGUCGUCCAGGUAGAAAUCGACGCCUUGGUCCUGGAGGUGUCCAGGAAGUAUCUUCCCUUCGUCAGCGUCGGCCUGGACCACCCAAAAGUGACCCUGAACGUGGGGGACGGCUUCGAGUUCCUGAAGAACCACGUCGGCGAGUUCGACGUCGUCAUCACGGACAGCUGCGACCCUAUCGGUCCUGCGGAGCGCCUCUUCCAGGAGCCGUACUUCCAGCUCUUGAAAGCCGCCCUGAAGCCGAAUGGCAUAAUUUGCAGUCAAGCAGGAAACCCUUGGUCCCAGAUCGAGCACGUGUCGAGCACUUUCAGACUCUGCAAAUCCGUAUUCCCGACCUCGGCAUACGCGGUGACCUCGGUGCCGACCUACCCCACGGGUCAGAUUGGGUUCGUCCUCGGCACCUCCAAUGCGAACGGAAAUUUCAAGGAACCCGUCAGGAUAUUCACAGACCAGGAACUGGAGAACAUGGGAAUGCGAUAUUACAGUGCCAACGUCCACAGGGCAGCUUUUGGACUGCCCAGAUUUCUCGAGAAAGCUCUCAGAAAUUGAUUCAGUAAUUAAUAAUUCACUUGACGUGGGCAACAAAGCUUGCG